CCCUGACUUUCACAAUUAACCAACAAACACCAAACCUUACAAAAGCCUAAUCCAUCAUCCGAGACUGUCAUAGAUCGAUUUGCCUCACUGAGCUCUAUCGAACGAUACGCGACAUACCCCUACUUAGCCACCUGUGCAAAAACGCGACCGUGAUCAUUUUCACCACCGCGAACGAACGAACGAAAAGAAGCAGAAAAACACGUUCAUAAACGCGUCAUAGAAGGCGCAAAACAAGGAAGAAUAUGGCACGAGAAAAGCAACGACCGAUGACGACGGCAGGGACGAAAGGUCGGCGAAAAUCCGGUGCGCAGCCCGGCGACCCAGUCCCAAAGGGAAAAUCCCGCCGGUAUCGCCCCGGCACCCUCGCCCUUCGCGAAAUCCGCCGCUACCAAAAAUCCACAGACCUCCUCCUCAGCAAACUCCCCUUCUCCCGCCUCGUCCGCGAAAUAACAACCGAAUACAUCCCGGAAGGACUGAGAUGGCAAAGUCUCGCGAUCCAGUGUUUACAGGAAGCCGCGGAAGCUUAUUUGGUGCAUUUGUUUGAGGAUACGAAUUUGUGUGCGAUUCAUGCGAGGAGGGUUACGAUUAUGCAGAGGGAUAUUCAGUUGGCGAGGAGGUUGAGGAGGAUGGGAUAGUCCGUACUCGGAAAGAGUGCGAUUAUGAUGAAGGAGGAACGGGAUGUGGCCUAGAGCCUACCGAGAGAGACGAACGAAAGCGAAUAACCCGAGGACAAAGGGUAGAUCGAAAUACAGUGCCUGGAGCACGCCGGAAUGGAUUUUAUUGGACUUCUUUGAUUGUUAGC
This is a messenger RNA of Saitoella complicata NRRL Y-17804, 802 nucleotides long. RefSeq names its product histone H3. Lineage: Eukaryota; Fungi; Ascomycota; Saitoellomycetes; Saitoellales; Saitoellaceae. The transcript has 2 exons. Gene Ontology annotation, molecular function: protein heterodimerization activity; structural constituent of chromatin; DNA binding. Gene Ontology annotation, cellular component: nucleosome. The record is from RefSeq and is a predicted model, not a curated record. Bases 243 to 635 code for a protein of 130 amino acids.